Molecule: messenger RNA, 1570 nt
Organism: Arabidopsis arenosa
Lineage: Eukaryota; Viridiplantae; Streptophyta; Magnoliopsida; Brassicales; Brassicaceae
Source: the annotation of a GenBank genome assembly
CUUCAUCUCUUAAAACACACAGACACAAAUAACACAAAACCCUUCUCACUCUCUCUCAAUGUUUCCUCUUAUUUAUUUCUGUUCUUUCCUCUCUCUCUUCCUCCUCCCACCGGCGAAUCUCGCCGCCGUGAGUAACGACAGAAAGUACCUAAAGCUUCCAUUACUACGCAAAUCUCCGUUUCCUUCUCCAACACAAGCUCUAGCACUAGACACUCGCCGUCUCCAUUUUCUCUCUCUCCGUCGAAAACCCAUCCCAUUCGUCAAAUCUCCGGUUGUCUCCGGCGCAUCUUCCGGGUCGGGUCAAUACUUUGUGGAUCUUCGAAUCGGACAACCGCCUCAAUCGUUACUUCUAAUCGCCGACACAGGAAGUGAUCUCGUUUGGGUAAAAUGUUCAGCUUGCCGGAACUGUUCUCAUCAUUCUCCGGCCACCGUCUUCUUCCCACGCCACUCCUCAACAUUCUCUCCCGCUCAUUGCUACGACCCGGUUUGUCGUUUAGUACCUAAACCGGGUCGGGCUCCAAAAUGUAACCAUACCCGGAUCCAUUCCACGUGUCAUUACGAGUAUGGUUACGCAGACGGUUCAUUAACUUCCGGUUUAUUCGCUAGAGAAACGACGUCGUUGAAAACAAGCUCUGGUAAAGAAGCCAAGUUAAAAAGCGUUGCUUUCGGAUGCGGGUUUCGGAUCUCGGGUCAAUCCGUAUCGGGUACGAGUUUUAAUGGAGCCAAUGGAGUAAUGGGCUUGGGCCGUGGGCCUAUUUCUUUUGCUUCUCAGUUGGGCCGUCGUUUUGGUAACAAGUUUUCUUAUUGCUUAAUGGAUUACACUCUCUCUCCGCCGCCGACGAGUUAUCUCAUCAUCGGAGACGGCGGCGACGCCGUUUCAGUUUCAAAGCUUUUCUUCACUCCGUUGCUCACGAAUCCGUUAUCGCCGACUUUUUACUACGUUAAAUUGAAAUCUGUCUUCGUUAACGGUGCGAAAUUACGGAUCGAUCCUUCAAUUUGGGAAAUCGACGAUUCAGGUAACGGCGGAACCGUCGUGGAUUCCGGUACAACCUUAGCGUUUUUAGCUGAUCCGGCUUAUCGUUUGGUUAUCGCCGCCGUGAAACAACGGAUGAAGCUCCCGAACGCCGAUGAGCUGACUCCGGGGUUUGAUUUAUGCGUUAACGUCUCCGGCGUUACGAAACCGGAAAAGAUCUUGCCGAGGUUGAAAUUCGAAUUCUCCGGUGGUGCUGUGUUUGUUCCGCCGCCGAGGAAUUACUUUAUUGAGACGGAGGAGCAGAUUCAGUGUUUGGCGAUUCAAUCGGUGAAUCCGAAAGUUGGAUUCUCGGUGAUCGGGAAUUUGAUGCAACAAGGUUUCUUGUUUGAAUUCGAUAGAGAUAGAUCACGGUUAGGUUUUUCUCGCCGUGGUUGUGCUUUACCGUGAUGGAUUUUGUCACCGGAAUAUUCCGUUUCGAUUCGCUUAAAGAUUCUUUUUUAUUGUUUUUUUUUGCCAUUUUUUCUUUUCUCUUGGAAGUACGGAAUUUGGGUGACGGUUCACUGUUCCCGAAAAUAGAAAUAAAAUAAUCUUUUUGGA